Molecule: messenger RNA, 3891 nt
Organism: Apis laboriosa (Himalayan honeybee)
Lineage: Eukaryota; Metazoa; Arthropoda; Insecta; Hymenoptera; Apidae
Gene: Gfrl
Exons: 17
Coding region: 158-3865 (1235 amino acids)
Biological process (GO): nervous system development
Cellular component (GO): signaling receptor complex; external side of plasma membrane
Molecular function (GO): signaling receptor activity
Source: RefSeq, a predicted model, not a curated record
UUUUUUUAAUAAUAAGGAAGAGGAGAAGAAGGUGGUAGGGAGAGAGGAGGAUCACCGGGUGGAAUCCGGUGUGGAUACAACGACGACGAGGGUUGGGCCCGGUUGGAUCGAAUCGAAGGUGGAGGAGACGUCGCACGAUGAGACGGACGACGAGAGAAUGUCGCGCGGACGCCGCGGGAUUCGUCUCAGUCGUCCGACUGGUCGACCGGUGGCCGUUGAGAGCGUCGAAGAGGAACGCGUUCCGGAAAGGGUGAAGGGCAGCAGGCCGUCCUCGAUGGUGUGUCAUGAUCUGAUGGGACGAGUCAUGUCACGUGUCGUCGGGACGCUGCUCGCGCGCUCCACGCUGGUCACGAGCGUCGCCGCGGCCCUCGUCCUACUCUUCUGCUGCUGCAGGUGCACUCGCGCCAGCGAGUUUCCGGAAAGAGAAUGUUGCGACCUGAUAUUCCCGAUUCCGGAACCGACCGGGAGAUCUACGUCCGCGCCCACGCCAACGGGCAGAAGCGGAUCCGACAUCAAAGUACCGGUUGCAAUACUGAACUGUCUUUACGCGCGUCAAUUGUGCUUCGAGGAUGCAUCCUGCAGCGCCAUUCUAGAGAUCAUACCGAGAGUCUGUGGUCCAGAACUGGUGGCUUGUUCGACGGUGACAGUGACAAAGUGUCAAGCGGCCCUGCACACUCUGCAAGCUUUCCCUUUCUUCCGCCCAACGUGCCUCUGCAGGGAACCGCAUGUAGACCCGGAUUGUAACAGUUUCCAGAACUUCCUCUUCGACCACCCUUGCAUCUACGUCUUAAAGAAGGAUAAGGAUCCGAUCGACGCGCUGCCGACCUGCAAUCAUGCGCUGAGCGUCUGUUUACGCGGCAAACCGUGCAGCCAGAUUUACGAGGACUUCAAAAGCAACUGCAAAGCGCGGGAGGGGAAAUGCAGGAUGGAGAGCCGGAGCGCCUGCCACGAUUCCUGGACCCAGCUACGACUGUCACCGAUGUUCGGCUGCAUUUGUCCCAACAAUCACAUGAAAAGACGCUGCGACAGGAUUUUCUCCACGGUGAAUCACAAUCCCUGCGUUGAGUUCCUGCCCUCCUCCACCUCCGUAGACCUGUCGGGCACGGACUCGGCCCUGUAUCCGUUCGACCCGCAGCAGGAGAGCUACCAGGAGAUCUGGUUACCGCCGACCAGUAUGUACCCCUAUUUUCUGUUCCCCGGGGCCGCGCGCACCUCGUACUACGACCACGAGAGCACGUACGACGUCCAGGAGGCGGGACAGGGGCGUCAGCACGGCCACCGCCAUCAGCACGGUCGUCAUCAAGAAGCACCGGAGUUGCCUGGCAGGCCCGGUGUCCUCGUGGUCGAGACGUACGAUCCUCGUGCCGAUCGCGACGAGGACCGGCAGGAGGCUCGUGCUGGUACCGACGACGAGCAUCGGCCUCUGUACAGGGAGAAAGAUACGGAUGAUCGUGAAAUGGAGGGAUCUAAGAGCUUCUAUGAUCGCGGCUCUUCUUCUUCUUCUUCUUCUUCUUCCUCUUCUUCUUUUUCUUCUUCUUCAUCUUCUUCUUCCUCUUCUUCUUCUUCUUCUUCUUCCACGUUGUCCAAGCAUGAUCGUGCCUCCAGCACAGUGCACCUGCAGCCAAGGCACUCCCAAAGCGAGCAUGACGCGCACCUGCACCAUCAUCACCAUCACCACCAGCACCACCAGCACCACCCCGCACCACCCGCACCACCGUCCGCCGCGACGUCGUCUUCGUCUUCGUCUUCGUCUUCGUCUUCGUCCUCUUCUUCUUCUUCUUCGUCGUCGUCGUCAUCGUCGUCGUCGUCGUGGUCGAGUUAUCCGCCACCGGCUCGUCCAACGCCUACCGUGGACGAGACUAAACGAAUCGAGGGGCCCGAGCUGGUGCAUCCGAAGAAAUUCGCACCGAGGCCCACCUACGAGCACCGGGCAAUCUUCGAUCGCGCCGACGACGACCUCGAUGACGAGUUGAGGAUCGGCGCGCUACCAGUCGACCGGCUCUUCGAUCUCCGCGAGGCCUUCGAAGGGUUCGUCGACCAAGUGAAGGUCAUCUCGCAUCCGGACAACUCGACCAGCUUCGAGGUGAUCGAGUCCCAGCUCGAGAAUCCGUUGAUCGACGCCGAUCACCACGAUCUGGUUGCCAUGAAGCAGAUACCUGUUCCUGGUGGGCAUCAUCACAAAACGCAGCACAAGAGAAAUCAGACGGACGACCGUAAUCAGACGUCCUUGGUGUUGCCAUCCGCCUCCUCCGAUCUCGAUAAGAUACAGCAACCGGUCAAGAUCGUCCUCUCGAGCACUUGCCAUCAUGCUUACAAUGCUUGCAAAAACGAUCCAGAGUGCAAGGUGCUUCUCGAGCCGGUGUUGAACCAUUGCGACUCGACGAGUUGCGCGAAGAACGAGUGCAUGGAAGCGUUGCAAAACUUCUACAAAUCCGCCAACUAUAAACACUCCGUCGAGAUCGCGUUCUGCCUGUGCAGGAAAACGGAUGGAAAGAAGGACGAGUGUAUAAUCGCGCAGGAAAAAAUGCAUCCUGCCUGCGCGCAGCGAGUGGAGGGCGCGGAAAUGCCGACCUGUCACAGUUUGGCGGAAGCUUGCAAGGAGCACGAAGCAUGCAAGGCGAAAUUGGAGUACUACGAGCAAAAUUGCGCCGUGGAUAGUGUGACAAAGAAGUGUGCUGGUCCAACUGCGGAAUGCAGGAAAGCGAUGCUGGGUAUCCUUGGCACGGAAUUGCGGUCGAACUGCGCGUGCAAGGGGACGGAGCUCACGCAACUUUACGACUGUCUGGGAUGGCAGAGGCUCCUCUGGGUCAAUCCUUGCGUGGUCGAGUCCCAGAAGGAUUACCACGCGAGGAGGAAACACCAUCAUUACCCGAGGACAACGACGACUACCGUCUUGUCAACGACCAAGUCGCCAUCGGUUAGCACAACGACGGUCACAACCGUGGUCGAGCAAGUAGAGGAUAAUCAAAUACCGGAAGUGACGAGGUGGACAACCACCGAACCCACGGAAACUUGGGAAAUCACCACCACUAGCAGCACCACCAUUAGUACCACACCCACCACCACCACCACCACCACUACGCCGCCUCGCUUCUGUGUGGUUCAAAGGCCGAGGCAGAGUCACCAAUACAUAAGGGAGGGCGAAGGAAAGAGGCUGUAUCGCGAGGAUGAACCAGAAUGUUCCGAGUUGUGCCAAUGCGGCGAGGGUGAAGUUUUGAUCUGCAACACGAUCUGCGUGGAUUCAUCGCCCUGCAAGACGGACUUCGCCUUCUACAAUCACGAAGCACCGGCGUAUCAGGCGCAUCGCGGACCCUGCCUUUGCUAUAGCGGUCGUUUCAUAUGCAUGCGGCCAUCACCCGACGCUUACUCUAUACCGCACGGAGUUUUCAUGUUCCUGGGCUACAGCGAAAAGGACGAGAGUUUGCUGCGACGGCACAAUAAUCUCACCGUCCUCGACGCGGUGUCGUCCCUCGAUAACUUCAUGAGAGAAGAAGUUAACAAUCAGACAGUGUGCACGCUGUUCCUGUACAACGCGACCCGAGAGAACGUGAUUGCAGUGGCGCGUCUCGGGACUGACAAUCCACCCUUAAAUAGCAGCCAAGCUCAAAGUCUGCAGCACCUUCUGCGCGUCAAGGAGGAGUGCUUCUCGAUGCUGCAGGACCUCAGCGACAAGAUAAACAACAAGCACCACGAGGUCCACACGCACCCGUUACUGUCCAUCUUCAAGAUGGCCGAGGUCGAGGUCAAGUUGCCGUACAGCAACGAGGUCGGGUGUCUGUCGGGGUCGUCGAGCUUGCCGCUGGUCGCAAUACUCCUGCUGCUCACCCUGUUUCGAUCGGCGUCCACGUGCCUGGUCGCCUCGUGACACCAACGGCCCACAUCCGAUCCCCG